This is a messenger RNA of Scleropages formosus (Asian bonytongue), 1845 nucleotides long. Its product is annotated as heterogeneous nuclear ribonucleoprotein A/B-like. Gene Ontology annotation, cellular component: nucleoplasm; chromatin. Gene Ontology annotation, biological process: regulation of gene expression. The transcript is spliced from 9 exons. Bases 128 to 1180 code for a protein of 350 amino acids. The record is from RefSeq and is a predicted model, not a curated record. NCBI's taxonomy places the organism in Eukaryota, Metazoa, Chordata, Actinopteri, Osteoglossiformes, Osteoglossidae. Gene Ontology annotation, molecular function: RNA binding.
AUUGAAAUCGGAGUUUUAUCCGGUCCUAUAAAAUCCACCACGAGUUGGCAUUGUAAGGGAGAAUCCAUCUUGAAAGCUUCACUUGCGUUAGCAUUCGAGCAUAUUCCAACACAGGUAAAGGAUCAAAAUGUCCGAAACCGAGCAACAGUUUAUGGAGACCUCGGAAAAUGGCAACGAAGGAGACGAGAGCUUGAACGGAGCGGAGGCGACGGGGGAGCCCGGGCCGGAGGAGGAGCAGGGAGAAGAAGAAGAACAAGAAGCGCUAGCGGACGCCGCUGCGGAGGAGGAGGAGGAGGAGGAAGAAGAAGAAGAAGAAGAAGAGAAGGAGGACGACGACUCCCAGAACGGAGUUGAGGGCGGACAGAUCAAUGCUAGCAAGGGCGAGGAAGAUGCGGGGAAAAUGUUUGUUGGUGGCCUUAGUUGGGACACAAGCAAGAAAGACCUCAAGGAUUAUUUCUCUAAGUUUGGGGAAGUUACUGACUGCACCAUAAAGAUGGAUCCCAACACAGGAAGGUCAAGAGGCUUUGGAUUCAUCUUAUUUAAAGAUGCAGCCAGUGUGGAAAAGGUUUUGGAGCAGAAGGAGCACAGGCUAGAUGGGAGGCAUAUUGAUCCCAAGAAAGCAAUGGCAAUGAAAAAGGAACCUGUGAAGAAGAUAUUUGUUGGUGGUCUGAAUCCAGAAACAACAGAAGAAAAGAUUCGCGAAUACUUUGGAACCUUUGGCGAGAUUGAAGCUAUUGAGCUUCCAACAGACCCAAAGACAAGUAAACGGAGGGGCUUUGUCUUCAUUACGUUUAAGGAAGAGGCACCGGUCAAAAAAGUCCUUGAGAAGAAAUACCAUAAUGUUAGCGGAAGCAAGUGCGAGAUUAAAAUUGCCCAGCCCAAGGAGGUUUACCAGCAGCAGCAGUUUGGUGGCCGUGGUUACGGACGAGGCCGGGGUCGUGGUGGCCAGAGCCAGAACUGGAACCAGGGUUACAAUAACUACUGGAAUCAAGGCUAUGGCAACCAGGGCUAUGGCUAUGGUGGCCAGCAGGGAUAUGGAGGCUAUGGUGCAUAUGGCAACUAUGACUACUCCUCUGGUUACUAUGGCUAUGGGGGGGGCUAUGAUUACAACCAGGGCAAUACAAGCUAUGGGAAAACUCCGAGACGUGGAGGCCACCAGAGUAGCUACAAGCCAUACUGAUCCCAUGUAGUGCAGGACUAAAGUAAGUGAAAGCAGGAGCCUGUGACGCAGCGACAAACGCAGGGCCUGACUUGCCUUUUCAAGUCGGCAGAAUUACAGACUCGUGCUCCAUUUGUACAGAACCAUUGAUUUGGGGAGGCAAAUGUCAAUUUUCCUUUAUUUUAUAUUGUUUUGUGUCCAUACACAUUUCCAGAGAUGGAAGUGUAAUUUUUACUGUACUUUUUGGUACCUUUUUGAAUCUAAUGUAUUGUAUGGUUGUAUUUUACAUGUCUACUGGAUUUACCACAAUUGAGAAGAGCCGUCAGAGCUUUUGAAAUAAACAAUUUUUGAGUAAUUUUUUUUCCCCCCGUGUUUUCUAGAUUUACUUUUGUCUUUGCAAACUUCAUGGCUGCCUGGCUGGGUUUAAAGGCGAGAGUCGGCAAUCAAAUGAAUCAAGUGACUCAUUUCAUUGUAAGCUUGUCUAGUUAAUUUUGUGAGUGUUUUGACUUGUAGAUGAGGGCAAACCAGCAUUUCUCUUUGUUUGGCUUUUAAGUUGAUCUGAGUUUAAGUGGUUUUGAUAGUUGUAACUACACCCGUGAAAUGUAAGGAGGAACUCCCUCCCCCAUUGGAAAUUCAUUCCUCUAGAGUGUUUUGGGCAAAUUGUUAGAAAUAAAAUUUUGGUUUAA